AUGGACAACCAGACAUUCAAAUACACCGUACUCUUAAUGGAGGGACUGAAAAUAGCACCUCAGUACAACCAUCUUGCAUUUAUCUUUCUCUUGAUUGCUUACAUAUUUAUAACAGUAUUUAACAUUGGGAUUUUGGUUCAGAUCUUGGCAGAUAAAAGUUUACAUGAGCCCAUGCACAUUCUGUUUUGCCAUUUACCAAUUAAUGAUGUGAUGGGAGCAAAUAUUCUUUUACCACGCUUGCUGAAAGAUAUUUUAACAGAUCCUUCUGAGCGCCACAUCACAUAUGUGGAGUGUGUUUCACAAGCUUUUUUUAACCAAUUUUUUUCAACAACAUCUCACACUAUUCUAAUGAUCAUGGCCUUUGACAGAUACGUGGCCAUAUGCAAUCCAUUACGAUACUCAUCAAUAAUGAGCAGUAAAAUGAUGGUAAAAUUAUCAGCAGGAGCCUGGUGUGUUCCAUUAAUACUGGUGGCAAUUCUGCUUAGUCUGUCUAUACGUCUGUCUCACUGUAGAUUUGUGGUUCAAAACCACUAUUGUGAUAAUGCUUCACUAUUUAAAUUGUCCUGUGAAAGUGUGGUGAUUAAUAAUGUGUAUGGAUUAACUUUCACUGUGGUUUUACUCACCUCUUCAAUGGGGAGUGUGUUUAUAACAUAUUUUAGAAUAGCCAUGAUUUGCAUAAAGAGCAAAAAUAAGUCUACAAACAUUAAAGCCAUAAAAACUUGCUCAACUCAUUUGACUGUUUAUUUAAUUAUGUUAAUCUCUGGACUGAUAACAAUUAUCCUUCAUCGUUUUUCAGAAAUCCCUGAAGGUAGAAAAAUAUCUGCUAUAAUUUUCUUUGUCCUACCUUCAAGCUUGAAUCCUAUAAUAUAUGGCUUGCAAGCCAAGGAAAUAAGACAAAAGGUUUUUAAAUAUUUUACUAAAAAUAAUUCUAUGUCUCCAAAGGAAUGUGAGAGUCGUAAAUGGCCCCAUUCCCGCUUACCCCCCUUUUCCUCCAUCGCCAGCGGGUGCUACGGGAGUCUGGGUACUUUGUUUCAGAGUCCCGACGACCUUGCCAUCGAUCAGCGGACUCAGAGACUUAACGCUUCGGCAUCUCGCUUGUAUGGGUCUUCGGGUCAACUGGGAGAAAAGAAAACUUUGCCCCAUGCAGAGGAUCACUUUUCUCGUUCUCUCAAAGGCAAGAUCAGGGCCCCACUGAAACAAUUUCAGUCGCUCCUGGAGCAUAUGGCAGCAGCAGCGGCUGUGACACAGCUCGGGUUGCUCCAUUUGAGACAACUUCAGCAUUGGCUUCACGACCGAGUCAGUCAUAAUCUCGAUGAGCCUUUUCGCACAGACACUGUGCAAAGUCAGGGACGACAAGGAGAACAUUACUGGCUCCUUAUUGGCCCACCAGGAACUGGUUCCCUGAGCUCAUGCUCCUCGCGACAGCCACCUCCCCGGCGGAUUUCCCUGAGGAAGGACCUUCUUUCUCAAGGAGGUGGCAGACCCCCAAGAUACCUUCAGCAUCGGUUGGAUGGUAGGCUGUCACCCUCCACUCUUAAUGUAGAUGUUGCCGCGAUAUCCGCUCACCAUGCCCCGAUAAACAGCAGGUUAGUGGGUCAGCACAACCUGGUUACUCGAUUUUUAAGAGGUGCCCAAAGGCUAAACCCUUUGCGCCCUUCCUCUAUUCCUACUUGGGGCCUGUCCAUGGUGCUGAAAGCCCUGCAGGCUGCUCCUUUCGAGCAUUUGCAGUUUGUGAGUCUGAAGUUUCUUACAAUGAAAACUCUGCCUCUGUUAAGAGGGUAG
Molecule: messenger RNA, 1782 nt
Organism: Paramisgurnus dabryanus
Lineage: Eukaryota; Metazoa; Chordata; Actinopteri; Cypriniformes; Cobitidae
Source: RefSeq, a predicted model, not a curated record